Molecule: messenger RNA, 1751 nt
Organism: Eutrema salsugineum
Lineage: Eukaryota; Viridiplantae; Streptophyta; Magnoliopsida; Brassicales; Brassicaceae
Product: F-box protein At5g50450
Exons: 6
Coding region: 142-1245 (367 amino acids)
Molecular function (GO): protein binding
Source: RefSeq, a predicted model, not a curated record
AAAUGCAAACACACAUCUUCUUCUUCCUCCUCUCGCUUUUUUCUCUCUACUCUCAGUUUUCAACAUAAACCAACAAACAAACAAAAAAUAAUCAAAUCUUCUCUUCUUCUUCCUCCUUCAACGAGUUUUGCCAUUUUUCCGAUGACGACGCAUCUAAACAAGAAACCCAGGCUGGAGAAUCUCACGGUCAACCUCUUCGACGACUUACCCGACGAUCUCGUCAUCUCUAUCCUCCAAAAACUCAGCUCCUCCGCUUCUUCUCCCGCCGAUUUCCUCACCGUUCUCUUCACAUGCAAGAGAUUGAAUCGAUUGGGCUUGCAUCCUCUGGUUUUAUCCAGAGCCGGAACUCAAACCCUAGCCGUCACGGCGGCGAAAUGGUCCGAUUCCGCUCACAAAUUCCUUAGACUCUGCGUUAAUGCCGGAAACAUCGACGCCUGCUACGCUCUCGGAAUGAUCCGAUUUUACUGUCUUCAAAACCCAGUGAGCGGCGCGUCUCUGAUGGCGAGAGCCGCGAUUAAGUCUCACGCGCCGGCACUGUACUCGUUGUCGGUGAUUCAGUUUAACGGAAGCGGCGGUACCAAAUCCGAUAAGAACCUACGCGCUGGAGUCGCGCUAUGCGCGCGGUCGGCUUAUCUCGGCCACGUGGAUGCGCUCCGGGAACUCGGUCACUGCCUCCAAGACGGUUACGGCGUUUCUCGCGACGUCUCCGAAGGUCGUCGGGUUUUGAUUCAGGCCAACGCGAGAGAGCUCGCUUGCUCUCUACGCGCUUACCUCUCUCACAAAUCCGGUAACGAAAAACUAACCGAUCUCGCCUGCAGCGUCGGCGGCGGAGUAGGAGGAGUACCGGUUCAGGAGAUUCACCCAGUGAACCGGUUUUUGAAAGAUUGGUUUGAUUCGGGUCGGGUUGUUUUACUGGAUGGGUUAAGGAUGUGUUCUCACGGCGGAUGCGGGAGGCCGGAGACUCGGUGGCAUGAGUUCCGGCGAUGUUCUGUUUGUGGAAAAGUGAAUUAUUGCUCUAGAGGAUGUCAGGCGUUGGAUUGGAGAGCGAAGCAUAAGAUGGAAUGUGCACCGUUGGAUCUGUUGGUUGCUGAAGCGGCGGCGAUCGGCGACGGUGACGGUGAGGUGGUGGAGGUUGAGAAUCAUGCUGCUCGCAACAGAUGGAUGGGACACAUCUAUGACAUACCAAGCUGCUGCUCGAGCUUCUUCUGGUUGGGACAGUUUCUGGGUCGUCUUCUUGUGCUAUAAUGGCGUCUGGGACAAUGGGAGGAGGCGGAGGCUUGUCCGAGGUUUAUAGUAAUGCGAAAAAGAUUCUACUUAGGACUCGUUACGGAGUUGAGAGGUUCGAGUCAGCUCCUAUGGAUUCUCCCGAGCUAGCGUCUUCCGUGAAACGAGACAUUACUGAGCUCCAAUCUCUCUGCUCCAACAUGGACGCUCUCUGGCGCUCAAUCCCUGUCAAAUCCCAACGUGAUCUCUGGAGAAGAAAGACUGAACAAGUGGGAGAGGAGGCGGAGUAUUUGAACCAAAGUCUGGAAAAACACAUGUCGAGGAACCAGAGAAAGAUGUUGGAAGCUAAAGAGAAGGCGGAUUUGUUGGGAAGAGCGAGCGGAGAAGGAGCCCACAUUCUACAAAUAUUCGAUGAGGAAGCUCAAGCAAUGAACUCUGUGAAGAACUCAAAGAGAAUGCUCGAAGAUUCGUUUUCAAGUGGAGUUGCUAUACUCUCCAAAUACGCUGAACAAAGGGAUCGUUUCAAG